Molecule: messenger RNA, 1943 nt
Organism: Chrysoperla carnea
Lineage: Eukaryota; Metazoa; Arthropoda; Insecta; Neuroptera; Chrysopidae
Gene: Gad1
Product: glutamate decarboxylase
Exons: 9
Coding region: 271-1848 (525 amino acids)
Biological process (GO): carboxylic acid metabolic process
Cellular component (GO): cytoplasm
Molecular function (GO): pyridoxal phosphate binding; carboxy-lyase activity
Source: RefSeq, a predicted model, not a curated record
GCGGUUUGAAGAGUUUUGCUCUAUACAUAUCACAAACAAAAGCAAGCCAAGCAUUGCAAUAGAACUUAGGUUACGUUUAAGAGAGUUCUACCACUUACAUUCUGGAGGUGGAAUUUUUAAAAAUAUCAUAUUUAAAAAAUUCACAAAAAACGACUAUAUAUAUAUAGUUCGAAUAUUUUUCCGGUGAUAAUUGUUAUUUAAAAAUCCGUCAAACUGGACGCGUUUUUGAAGUACGUCCCGGACGAUUUAUAUAAAUAUUUAAAUAGUAAAAUGACCGGGUCGGGUCAAACAUCGGCGACGGGUUCGCCUGUUAAAUCGAAAAAUCCUGAUUAUAAAUAUCCGUUAUCAGCACAAACAGCGAAAUUGACUUAUCAAGAUAUUUUGCCAUUAAAUGAAGAAGGUUAUCCAGUAACCAAAGAAUUUUUACAACGAGUUGUCGAUGUAUUAAUGGAUUGGGUUAAGGAUACACAUGAUCGAUCACGUCCUGUAUUAGAAUUUCAUCAUCCAGAUGAAAUGUGGCGAUUAAUAGAUUUAGAAAUACCUGAUCAACCCGUAACAUUACAGAAAUUAAUUGAUGAUUGUGCGUUAACAUUAAAAUAUCAAGUGAAAACAGGUCAUCCAAGAUUUAUGAAUCAACUCUCAUGCGGUUUGGAUUUGGUAAGUAUGGCUGGUGAAUGGUUAACAGCUACAGCAAAUACCAACAUGUUUACAUACGAAAUUGCACCCGUUUUUAUUUUAAUGGAAACUGUUGUGAUGAAAAAAAUGCGAGAGUUAAUUGGCUGGGAUGGUGGAGAUUCAAUUUUAGCACCAGGUGGUUCCAUUUCAAAUUUAUAUGCAUUCUUAGCUGCCAGGCAUAAAAUGUUCCCACAAUACAAAGAAAAAGGUCUAACAAGUAUAAAAGGACAGCUGGUUAUGUACACAUCAGAUCAGUGCCAUUAUUCCAUAAAAUCAUGCGCAGCUGUGUGUGGUUUGGGUACAGAUAAUUGUAUUAUGGUGCCUUCAGACGAACGUGGACGUAUGAUACCCCAAGAAUUGGAACGUUUAGUUCGUGAAGCAAAAUUACGUGGAGAUAUUCCAUUCUUUGUGAAUGCUACAGCUGGUACAACUGUUUUAGGUGCCUUCGAUCCAAUCGAUCAAAUCGCUGAUAUUUGUGAAAAAUAUGGUAUUUGGUUACACAUUGAUGCUGCAUGGGGUGGUGGUUUAUUAUUAUCAAAAAAACAUCGUCAUCCAAAAUUCACAGGUGUUGAAAGAGCACAGUCAGUUACCUGGAAUCCUCAUAAAUUAAUGGGGGCUUUGCUUCAAUGCUCAACUAUACAUUUUAAAGAAGAUGGACUACUUAUCAGCUGUAACCAAAUGUCCGCCGAAUAUCUAUUCAUGACCGAUAAAUUAUACGAUAUUCGAUACGAUACUGGUGAUAAAGUAAUUCAGUGUGGACGUCACAACGAUAUAUUCAAAUUGUGGUUACAAUGGCGAGCAAAGGGUACUGAAGGUUUUGAAAAAUUAAUAGAUCGAUUAAUGGAAUUAGCUGAAUACAUGGUUAAUCAAAUUAAAGCACAAUCUGAUAAAUAUUACUUAAUUUUGGAACCAGAAUUAGUAAAUGUGUCAUUCUGGUAUAUUCCACCACGUCUACGUGGAAUACCACACAGUCCAAGCAAGGAACAAGAUUUGGGAAAGAUCUGUCCAAUUAUUAAGGGACGAAUGAUGCAAGCAGGUACUUUGAUGGUGGGUUAUCAACCAGAUGAUCGACGGCCUAACUUUUUCAGAAAUAUUAUUUCAUCGGCAGCAGUUACUGAAGGCGAUAUUGAUUUCUUAUUAGCUGAAAUCGAUCGAUUAGGAAAUGACUUGUAAAUAGUUUAAAGUAAGCCUAAAAUUAAUAUCCUGCACAUCUUCUCACAAUUUUCGUUAUAUUUAUUUUUGAAAAAAAGCACUUAUUUUUUUUUAAA